AGGAGCGACGGAAGCCGAGAGGGACCUGGGGCGGAAGGGGACCCGGGCCAGGCUUGUGUUCGGUUCCUUGGCGGGGCUGGGGUUCCGAUGUGGUCCCCGGAGCGGGAGGCCCAGGCCCCGACCGGGGGAGACCCGGCGGGCCUCCUGCCGCCCGAGUGGGAGGAAGAUGAGGAGCGCAUGUCUUUCCUGUUCUCCGCCUUCAAGAGGAGUCGCGAGGUGAACAGCACCGACUGGGACAGCAAGAUGGGCUUCUGGGCACCGUUGGUGCUGAGCCACAGCCGCCGCCAAGGGGUGGUGCGCCUGCGUCUGCGGGACUUGCAGGAGGCCUUCCAGCGGAAGGGCAGUGUCCCGCUGGGUCUGGCUACGGUGCUGCAGGACCUGCUGCGUCGAGGCGAGCUGCAGCGAGAAUCAGACUUCAUGGCCAGUGUGGACAGCAGCUGGAUCUCCUGGGGGGUUGGAGUCUUCCUGCUGAAGCCCCUCAAGUGGACUCUUUCUAACAUGCUGGGGGAUAACAAAGUUCCAGCCGAGGAGGUGCUCGUGGCGGUGGAGCUGCUUAAGGAAAAGGCUGAGGAGGUGUAUCGCCUAUACCAGAACUCACCCCUCUCCUCCCAUCCUGUGGUGGCCCUGUCAGAGCUGAGCACUCUGUGUGCCAAUUCCUGCCCAGACGAGAGGACCUUCUAUCUGGUGCUGCUGCAGCUGCAGAAGGAGAAGAGAGUCACGGUCUUGGAACAGAAUGGAGAGAAGAUUGUGAAGUUUGCCAGGGGGCCACAUGCCAAAGUGUCUCCUGUGAACGAUGUGGAUGUUGGGGUCUACCAGCUGAUGCAGAGCGAACAGCUUCUCUCUCGAAAGGUUGAGUCUUUAUCCCAAGAAUCUGAAAGGUGCAAAGAGGAAGCCCGCCGGGCAUGCCGAGCUGGAAAGAAGCAGUUGGCACUGAGGUCUCUCAAGGCCAAGCAGAGGACAGAGAAACGCAUUGAGGCCCUGCACGCCAAGCUGGACACUGUUCAAGGCAUCCUGGAUCGCAUCUAUGCCUCCCAGACAGACCAGAUGGUUUUUAAUGCAUACCAAGCUGGUGUGGGAGCCUUGAAACUCUCCAUGAAGGAUGUCACGGUGGAGAAGGCAGAGAGUCUUGUGGAUCAGAUCCAGGAGCUGUGUGACACGCAGGAUGAAGUUUCUCAUACUCUGGCUGGUGGGGUAACCAAUGGUUUAGAUUUUGACAGUGAGGAACUGGAGAAGGAGUUGGACAUCCUCCUUCAGGACACCACCAAAGAACCUUUGGACCUGCCUGACAACCCCCAUGAGACGCUUUAUACCAACAGUGUGCCUAAGCCUAGGAUCUUGGAUGCUGAACUUGAAGCUGAACUUGAGAAACUGUCCUUAUCAGAAGGAGGUUUGGUCCCAAGCAGUAAGUCUCCAAAAAGGCAAUUGGAACCGACUCUCUAAAGCCAUUGCAGGAACUCAAGUGAAGGACCCUCCUGUCACAGAGGGACAGCCUUGUGUGUGUACAUAGUUAUUUAAUGAGAAACACUGAGAAGUUGUUGAAAGAGGAGGAAAGAACCACUUGGAUCUCUCUGGAGGGUGCCGCUCCUGACAGGACAGGUACAGCUCCUGGAAGCCACGCUGUGAGGGUGUGCUCCGAACUGAUGCCAUGGACCUACCUUCUCGUCUCUAUAGUGCCACAAUUUAUACAGUUCUGUGUGUGACCGUCGUCUGCUAGCCUGCAGUUCUUGCCAUUGGCUCCGUUAGGUUUGUCUUCACCCACCAGCUUCGUUGCAGCCAGUGAAGGUGAAAGGUUUGCAGCUUUGCCCAUCAAAGCCAGCCCUGUCUUCCACUCCUAAGGUUUUUAAAACAAAGUUUGUUAUCUGCACUGCCAGUUAAACCGCUCCCCUGCCCUCUGCUUUAUUGGAAUUAAGAAUGAGAGUCAAACAAGUUUUACUCAGAGAGACCUAACAGCUGAGUGUCUGGAGAAACAUUGUCCACAAGAUGUUUCUCUACCUGUUAUGUCAAAUUCUCUGAAUGGUUCAAGGUCAUGGCAGUUGCAGGGGUGGCUUUUGUCAUUGAGCGCCACAACCUCUUCCAUCUUAGGCAGAAGCAGAUCUGCUGAUGGGGGUGGGGAAGGGGUUAAUCUGUCUUUUGAACCUGAGCAGGAGAAACCUGAGUCAACUACAGGCUCCACGGUGUAAAAAAAGCUAAGUUUUUGCUUUGGCCCCAUCAUAAAUUAUGUGUGUUUUCUGGAGCCAGCCACAUGGUGCCACAGUCCCUGUUUCUCGAGCCUGACACUCACUGUUAGGAUCUGGAAAGCAUCUCACCAUGUAUCCACCACUCAGGGCAGGGGCCUGAGCCAAGAUGUGCAAUAGGAGGAGGUGGCCCUGGCCUGCUGCAUCUGUGUGUGCUGCCCCCUGCUCUGCCCUGCACCUGCCUUCCGCAGGUGUAUCCUCUUUCCAUGAACUGUGGGGCAGGCAGGAGAGGGUAGGUAGGUCUGAAUGUUCAGGUGGCCGCGUGGAGAGGAAAAAUGACAGCCACACUGCCAGUCUGCCGUCCAGAGCCAUGUCUGCCUGGAUCUCUUUGCACUGCCCCUCCUGCUUGUGGUGGCACAGAGCAGAGGGGAGGACUUUGCUUCUGACCAGGAGCACGAAUCACUGUUCAACGAGUCUCUCCCUCCCGCUCAGCUUUGGCAAACAGAAAUAUUGGGGGUGAAGAAAAACAAUCACUAUUUUUUCUUUUUUAAUCUGGUAAAUAAUUAUUAAAAGAGAAAACCCAG
Myodes glareolus (Bank vole) is the source of this 2758-nucleotide messenger RNA. It is a transcript of the gene Chmp7, whose product is annotated as charged multivesicular body protein 7. NCBI's taxonomy places the organism in Eukaryota, Metazoa, Chordata, Mammalia, Rodentia, Cricetidae. Gene Ontology annotation, biological process: late endosome to vacuole transport via multivesicular body sorting pathway; vesicle budding from membrane. The record is from RefSeq and is a predicted model, not a curated record. Gene Ontology annotation, cellular component: ESCRT III complex; cytoplasmic side of plasma membrane; multivesicular body.